This is a messenger RNA of Sitodiplosis mosellana (orange wheat blossom midge), 4922 nucleotides long. RefSeq names its product centrosomal protein of 97 kDa (gene Cep97). Bases 758 to 3391 code for a protein of 877 amino acids. The transcript has 12 exons. Gene Ontology annotation, molecular function: protein binding. Lineage: Eukaryota; Metazoa; Arthropoda; Insecta; Diptera; Cecidomyiidae. The record is from RefSeq and is a predicted model, not a curated record.
CAAAAACCAAAAAUGUUCACAGACAAAAUUGAAGCAAUUUAUUUUAUUUUCAUGUUUUUAUUUCAGCUCGUAUCUUCAUUAUGAAAUCCAUUGACCAAAACAAGCACGAAUUGCAAUACCGUUCAUAAAACGACGUUUAAAAAAACGUUUGGUAUAUUCAAAACGAACAACGGGCGAAAUGAACGUUUUUUUUUUCAAUAUGUUGAUGCCACUAGCUUGAAUAUGCAUCGCAUUUCCCCGACCACCGUAUUUGUGCAAAAUGUCAAAAAGAAGAGAACACUAUGCGAACGACAGCAAAUUGGAAAAAUCGCACUCAUAAACCGAAAAAAUCAAUUUUUCACUACAAAACAUGCAAUGUGUGUGUACUAGCAACCAAAAAUUUGACCGUGCGUGCAAAACGAAUUGUUUUUUUUUACUAUUUUCUCAUUAAUAUGAAUCGUUUAAAGUACAAUAGCUAGACCAAAGUGGUGUUUUCAUAAAUAAAUUUAUUAAAUAAGAAAAAAAAACAAGUAGAAAUAAACAUAAAAACAAAAUUUUUCGUCGCAACCUGUUCGGAAGAUACGUCAAACAAGCAAGGUGUUUACAAUUGUUCGCAAACACUAGAAUAGAGCUAAUGAACAGUGUUUGUGUAAGAAAUAUAGUGUGAUAGGUGGAUAUAUAUAACAUUUCAUCACAUAUUCUAUUAAAUCGCACAUAGAAUACGAAUCUAACGAUAUUGUGUAGCAUUAGCAUUUAAGGCGGAGUGCACAUCUUGACAAUGGAACACAGUUACAUGUUGGAAUUAAAUACUCCGACGGAGCCGUCGGUGGAUAAAUUGGUUGAAGACCAAAAGACAUCAACCGUAUUGGAUUUAUCGAAAACGGGUUUGAAAAAAGUGCCUAAACCCGAAGAUACACAGCAUGUCAAAGAGCUCAUUCUGGAUGAGAAUUUGUUGCAGAAAAUCGAUAAUGUGGACACUUUUUUAAAGAUUGAGAAGAUUUCAUUAUGCAAAAACAAUUUACUGCGAAUGUUUGGCUUGAGUCGACUGCAUAUGCUCCAAGAGAUUAAUUUAUCGAACAAUGCCGUUGUCACGAUCGAAGGAUUAAAGGAAUUGGUGCAUUUGCGUCAUUUGAAUUUACAGGGCAAUACUAUCAAAAGCAUCGAACACUUAAAUACAAAUGUGCAAUUAGAGUAUCUAAAUUUGGCCGAGAAUAGCAUUGGCAGUAUAUCCGACAUAUCGGUGUUGAAAAACCUAAAGGAGCUAUACUUGCAUGGGAAUCGACUAACUCAUUUGCGCCAAUGCGAUCGCUAUCUACCCGUAUCGAUAGAAACACUUACAUUGGACCAUAAUAAUAUCGCUGACUUGAACGAAAUUUGUACGCUAAGUGGAUUAACGGCACUCAAUAGCAUUUCAAUUCAAGAGAAUCCAUGUGUUCAAAUGACGAAUUCAGUUUUCAUAUACAAGAGUACCGGAUUCGAUUAUCGACCAUUUGUGCUAAACUGGUGCAUGACUGUCAAAGUAAUCGAUGGUUUUGCAGUGAAUCCAAUCGAAAGCCUAAAAGCCGAAUGGCUAUACAGCCAAGGUCGUGGCCGACAAUUUCGUAUUGGUGAACAAAUUGAGCUAGCCAAAUACUUGAGCUCAGUGUGUCCACUCACUGGCGAAGCUCUUGAAAACGAAGAGGAUCGCAAACUUCGACUCAUUUUAAGCAAAGCACAACAACAUCAACGACAGCUUAAAGAAGAAAUCUCUGAUAAUUCGCAUUCAUCAGCCAAUAAUUCACCAUCAACGAAUCGGCGACGUGGAACAUCGAAUCGAAUACAAUCACCAAGAGUUUCACGGUUGGGAAGAGCCAAUUCGGGCUCGCCAGAUUCAAUGUCGAGCAGCUACCAUGGAAAUACGUCGUCAUCGUUGAACAACGAUGCGAAUAAUCUGAUUCAAAUGUCGUCAUCGUUGAUUGAAAAUGUGAACGCUGAGAAAGGGAAUAUAAUGGUUCAAAGUUUAGAUCCAACAAUUCUGAGUUCACCCUCAUCGAAACUAACAUCAGAAUCGACUAGCGUUCGUUCAGUAGUCCCUCCACUAAAUGACUAUCAAACACGUCAGUGCCCAUUGGUGGCUACAUCGAAAAUAGUUCCAGUGCCGGAAACAUUAAUGAGCCCUGAUUGCCCGCCACUAAAUGUUGUACAUCAAAGUGUGAUCCAUUCAACGCCCAAGACCGAACCAUCCUUGCCAAACCAAAAAGUAUCGUCGAUUAAAUCAACCAAAGAAUCGAAAUUAAUGUCACCAAAAAGUCGCACAUCAUUGACUAAAAAGCAGGAGAAAUCUCCCGUUUUGAAUGUACGCAAAAAUAAUUCGAUUAAUACGGCACUAAAGGCACAUCAAACGACUAACCAUUCGCACAGUGAUUCGCCAAGUGUGAAGAAAACAUUGGCACACAAAACACAAUCUCCACCACCGCUGCUUGCCCCAGUCAAACAAUCGGUCAGCUAUACUCCUGACAAUAUGAGUAACGUAAGCUCGGACGAUGAUAGCGACCACUUUAGCGCCGAUAAACUCAAGACUAUACGAAACAAAGCAGCACAAAGAUCUCAGGAACAUAGCCAAUCAAAAGAUAACACUGAUGCAAGUUCAUCGAAACCCAAGCUUAUUAAUCAAAAUUCAACCGAAGAGUCGGCAAUUGUGAUUCAAAAGAUAUGGCGCGGUUACAAUACACGCAAAAUCAACAAACACAUUGCAAAGAAUUUGCAGAAGAAUCGAACUCAGCAACACAUCGAAAAACUAUCGCAUGACAUGGAAACAACCAAAGUUGCCCUAGAAAAUGAACGAAAAAUUCAGCAGCUUCAAAUGCAGGCGAUAAACGCUCUGUGGAAGAAAGUGUCAACGCUGCAGCCACCAGCUGUAAAUGCAAGUGCAAUUGAAACAGCCGCUUCGAGCGCAAGUUUGGAGCCCAAUUCAACAGCUGUGGUGCAGGAUUUAGCUAAAACAUGUUCGGUUCUAACAAACCAGGUUCAACAACUGCAAGGAUCAAUGCGAGACAUAAUCCAGUGCAUGAGUGUGCUUUACAAGCUACCGAAUCAAGGCGAAGCUGCUGGUCUCAGUUUGGAAGAGAAAAAGCCAGAGGUAAAAGACAGUUCGAGCACCCAAACAGAAAUCGUAGCUGUUCAUACGCCGCAGGUAGAAAACUUGCCGUUUCCAUUCGCAAGUAAAUUACCGCGUCCAUCCACAUUGUCGCUGACCGACUCGAAUGGGUCCAGUGCUUCGAUUCGUAAAAUAUCUGAACGCGAAGGUGACGAAACCACUGACAGCGAGAGAAAAUUAGACACUGCUGAGUCAACGAGUACCGAUAACAAAGAUGAAACGCCCGAAAUAUCGGCCAAAAGUGAUGGCGAUGGAAAUCAAUCGAAGAAAAAUUAAAUCGUCUCAAUUUUUAAAUCGUAAAGCGAAUUUAACUGAACUACUUCAAUGGAAAUAUUUCGUGAUUUCUGUUUGGACAAAAAAAAGAAGCAAACACUAACUCCAUAAAAACCACUUACUCAUGUACAAACAAAGAAAUAGAAAACGAACUAUGCCGUUUGGAAAAAAAACUAUGAUUGUUAAAACUAUUAUAUUGAACAUUGAAUAUGCAUGGAAAACAAAUUUAAGCAACAAAUCCGUAACCAUAACUCAAAAUCGCGAACGUAUUAAUACUUGACCAGUGGUACAUUGAUUUUGAACGAAAAAUUAUUUUAUCUGAAAUUAACUAUUGCUAUAAAUGAAUUUAUACAUCCCUCCGGUAACCAAUUAAUUAGGCAUAUUGAUUUAUGAGACAAACAAAAAAUCAACACACACAUUUUAAGCGAUAAAUGCUUUCGACAAAAAUUCAAACGAAGUAAAUGAAAAAAAUCCGAGACAAAAAAAAACGUCAAAAUCUUUUGUGUGUUAGCUUCAAAUGUGAAAUAAGCCAAAACAUAUGUAAAAUUGAAAAAAAACACAAAAUUAACUGUUAUUGCCUCGCACGAUAUUUAUGGAAUAUGAGCUAAACCAACUAAAUGGUUGGAAUUAUGUUCAAAAAAAGAGUCCUUUUGCUUGACAAAAGAUAUAAGGGAAAACAAACCAAACAAAGAACAUUUUUUAUAGCGCGCUAACCGUGGCUUAUUCUUUCUCAGAAUAUCGUUUUUAUUUCUAAGAAAACCGAGAAGUUCUCUCGGCGAGAACACAAAUUUUAUAAUGAUUUUCUAAAUGCAACAAACAAUUGAUACAAUGAAUUUCAUACACGAAAUCAGGAGACGCGUUUAAUUCAAAUUGAUUUUGUUUAAUUUUUUUAGAAAAUCCCAUUCAAUUUCGUGAUUAAAAUUUAAUCAAUUAGAUAUUUAGAUGGAAAAGAAGAAACGUUCAAACAGAAAUCGGUUUAAUUUUAUUUUAAUUUCUAGCGAGAUCAGUAUUGAACAAAAAAAAUAGCAUUUUAAUUUUCCCACACACAUACACAAAAAUCCCCAUCUAUCGAUUGAUUGUGAUUUAAAAUUAGACAGCUAAUUGAACACCAAAUUGAAAAAAAAACAACAACAUAGAAUCUAAUAUGCAAAGCGCUUUUAUUCAGAAUUUAAAUUAUCUCAUAGUAUUAAACACUAGCCGUUCAACAACGCAAUCCCGUAGAUUUUUUUCAUUUAGAAUUUAGAUGUGAUUUUAUCGAGAAACAAAAAUGAUUCGGUUGACAUUUUUUAUACCUUACCUAUUUUAUUUAUGUGUUCAUUUUUAAGAGGCACUUGAUUCCAAUUUAACACUCAUUUAGAAAAGAUCAAUAGACGCUUCUGUUUUGUAGAUGUAAUCGCAUAUUUAAAAAAAACUCUCAAUGAUUUGUUGUUGAUUUUAAGUUAUUUAUUUAUUUAAUUAAUUGAUCCCAGAAAUUCGUACAAUUUCACAUAUUCAUUUUAGUGUUCUAAUGAAAUAAAUUCACUUUAAAACUCAA